AUGGACAAGGAGAUCCAGCAAAACAUAGGAUCAUCAAACCCUAAAUUUUCGGGUUUCUCAUUUCCUCAACCAGAAGGUCCGUUGUUGCAUUUGAAUAAUAAUUUAGAUAAUUUUGCUUCUAAUGGUGAUUAUGGUUUGGUUGAUGAAAAUGUGGGAAAUCAAAAUGAUGAGGCUGGACAAGAGUUCACCUUCCCCACUCAGCCAAGCAAUAAUGAAUUUAUGCAUAACGAUGGGAUGUCUUCUUUCUUGUCGUCGGGUGAUAAGAGUAAUUCUUUGACUAAUUUUGUCUCAGUCUCUGAGUCGUUGAGUCAAGGGUCAGAUUUUUUCAAUUAUCAGGGUAACUUUUCAAGUAGUUUUACUUCCGCUGCCCAAUCGAUGAGUCUAGAUAAUUCUCAUAUGUAUCAAGACAAUUUGACCUUAACUCAUCAAUCAAUUAGUCAAGGGCACAAUCUCUUUUCCCAACAAAGUAAUCUUUCGACAAUUUUUGCCUCUAACCCUCAGUCAUUGAAUCAAGAGGCUGAUAUAUCUUAUCAGAACUCUUUCACCAACUUUGCCUUCAAUACUUCCCAAUCAUUCAAUCAAGCGUCGCCAAAUUCAUCAAAUUAUCUGAAUACUCUUUCGAGGAAUUUCAACUCCACCCCUCAACCAUGGAAUCAUCAAGGUCUCAACCCCCAAUAUCCUCAGCCUAAUCUUGUAACCAAUAAUUUUUCCUCCCUCCCUCCACCAUUAACUCAAGAAUAUAACCCCCCCUAUCAGGCCAAUCUUAUAACCAACUUCUCCUCCACCCCUCAACCAGUAGGUCAAGUGCCUGAUCUAUCCUAUCACCAAGACAACUCUUCAACCAAUUUCUUCUUCACCCCUCAGUCGUUAAAUCAAGAGUCCUCGUUGGUCCACCUAAAUCAUGACAACCCUUCGUCCAAUUUCACCUUCACCCCUCAUCAGUCACUAAAUCAAUGGUCCUCGUUGCACCCCUCGAACCCCAACAACCCUUCGUUCAAUUUCAUCUUCGCCUCUCAGCCACUAAACCAAGGGUCCUCGUGGCGCCACUUAAACCAUGACAACCCUUCGACCAAUUUCCCCUUUACCUCUCAACAGCUAAAUCAAGGGUAUUCUCUGCCCUCCCAAAACCGUGACAACCCUUCAUCCAAUUUCACAACCCCUCAAUCGUUAAAUCAAGUGUCACCUUCGACCAAUUUCACCUUCACCUCUCAACCGUUAAAUCAAGCACCGUCGGCUCUCCCCCCAAACCCCGGUUUUAACAACCCAAAUGAAAACCUUCUAGGAUUCCCUAAUGAGAGAGACGAUUACUCCAACUAUCUCAUAGCCCAGGGAAGACUACAGUCGUCCCAAAAUGAUGAAGCUGCCCGUGCACCUUCCGUGCCGCCGUUUUCUUACAACCCCACGGUUGCCCAACAAAACCCUAACAAUCAAGGGUUCAACAUGGCUCAACCCUCCCCUGUUAUGCCCCAAAACAACAGCUAUACCUCGUUGUUGAAUAGCAUGAUGGAGGCUCCGACCAAUAACGCCGCUACCACUACACCACCUCAACCUCCAAGCGUGGACGUCGGAGGGCUGCUAAGAAGCGGCAACCGGUCGGCGGCGGCCGUGUUGGCAACCAAUACCCAAUUGUUUGGUAAAGGGCUUUUAGGUCAAUACCAAGCUUUGAGCAACAAUCUCACCAGAGGGUUUGGUCGUGGCUCCUUUCCAUAUUCCGGUCAAUAUAGAAGCAGCUGGAGAAAUGCAAUUCUGGAGAGCAUUCUCAUAGCGGCAAGUGGUCCGGAUCGGGGGAACAAGGCGGCGGCGGCCGAAGAGGUUAAGUUGGACGAGCAGGCCUUGCAGGUAGCCCUGGCCGCUGACUCUCUUCUGGACCUGCAGGGAGAGGUGGGACCGAGGUGGACGUUCCGUCUACCUCCCCACCUUGUGGCGGCCGCGGGCAACACGGGCCCCACCACGGGAGGAGGAGUGGCAGCCGUGGCAGGGACGGAGGCGGGGAGAAAGAAGGGAGGAGAGCGGCGAGGGAGGAAGAAGAGCAAAGGGAUAACUAUCAACGAGGGAGGGCGACCGCGGGAGACGGGGGUGAUCAUCAACGAGGGUGGGCGUGGAAAAGGGAAGGAGAAGGUGGGGGAGGGGGGCGUGCAAGGGGCGAGCAGAAAGGGGAAGGAGAAAGUAGGGGAGGGCAGCGUGCAAGGUCGGGGCAGGAAAGGGAAGGAGAAGGUGCACCCCAAUAUAGAUGAAGACGACGACGACGACGACACCUCAUAUGAGGAUGACGACAUUCCUUUUCAGGAUGACGAUUACAACAUGGCCGUCAUGCUCAACUGGCAUGAUUUUUACAACAGAAUACCUCCGGGCCAGACGUCGUUCCAGGGGCCACUACCACCACCACCACCAUCUGCUAAUUGA
Ipomoea triloba (trilobed morning glory) is the source of this 2403-nucleotide messenger RNA. RefSeq lists its product as uncharacterized. NCBI's taxonomy places the organism in Eukaryota, Viridiplantae, Streptophyta, Magnoliopsida, Solanales, Convolvulaceae. The transcript is spliced from 5 exons. The record is from RefSeq and is a predicted model, not a curated record. Bases 1 to 2403 code for a protein of 800 amino acids.